AUGUCGUUCUAUCUCGCGAAUCAACAUAUCCUUAUAGAAGGACCCCAAAAAGCCUCUGUUGAAGAUUUACGGGCUGAAUUCUCUAAGGCUUGCGGCGCCGAUAGUGUUGUUGUGAUAAAGAAGAUAUCGGAGAAUCACAGCGGUAGUAAUGACCUGGCUGAAAUUACCCGCGAAGUUGGGUCAGCCUUCGUCGCUCUGAACGAUGAAAUCGAUGUAUUCGUCAUUGAUUCUCGAUCUCAUGCACCGUAUGGCAAGGACCCUAUCUGGGAAGUGCCUCUCAGCGAGUGGGAUCUCAAAGACAACGCCCAACCCGCCCUACGCGGAGUGUUGUCUUCAAUCAAAUCUUUUCUUCAGCACCAAGUUCAAAAGUCCAAGUCCCAAGAGGGAGCAGCCACUCUUAAGCCUUUUUCUAUCGUGAUUCUAGGUUACCGAGAGGCCUUCGGAGGCUCCCUGGACGAAGUCAUCUUGAAGUUGCAACGGGACAUCUCCUGGAUUCACACCAAUUCCUUUGUUAGUUUCAUCGACCUCCCGCAACCUGCGAGCGAAGUACGUGCGGAGGCGAUUUUAGCAGCAGUUGGUAUGCUGUUAUCAACUAAGCCUAGCAGUGGUAUCGUGUCUCUGAACUCCAUCUUGGCAACGUACAAGGCCAAGGCCGGGUCUGAUUAUAGCUCUCGUCCUGAUGUCGAGGAAAACACCCAAAUCUCCAUCCCAACCUCACUCAGCGCAAAGAAACCAAAGGUCAAGAUUGCCCUGUCGUUUGAUUUUGACGCACUAUCUGCAUUCCUGGGAACGGGGGACCACCCGGACAAUAACAUGUCUGACUACAGCACGGGCAUCUUUGCCGGGCGUAUUGGUGGUCGCCGAUUGCUGCGCAUGCUAAAGAAACACCAGGUAGCUGACAAGGUUACUUGGUUUAUCCCUGGGCACACGAUGGAGACAUUUGAAUCGACAGUUAAGGAAAUUGUUGAAUCAGGAGCGGAGAUUGGUCUGCAUGGCUAUGCCCACGAGGGCGCCUACCAGAUGACACUAGAACAGGAGAGGGAUGUGUUGCAGAAAUGCAUGGAAGUGUCACUGCGGCUUACUGGCAAGAAAGUACGUGGUUACCGGGCCCCCAUGUACCAACUGCGUGAGACGACAAUUGGGUUAUUGAAGGAGUUUGGAUUUCUAUACGAUUCGUCCCUCAACCAUCAUGACUCGCAGCCAUAUUUUACCCCGACCGACCCGCCUGUCCAGAGAAUUGACUUUGAAAAGCCGGCUAGUAGCUGGAUGCGCCCUACAGCACUUGCCCCAAUGAACACACCUUCAGGCCCUCCCCUUGUGGAAAUCCCAACCGGCUGGAAUAAUGAGGAUAUGAUGGCGCUCCAAUACUUUCCACACUUACAUAACAGUCACGGGCAUGUUGACGUCCGUGUUGUUGAGCAGAGAUGGAAGGAUAUCUUCCUCUGGCUGUGGGAGAACGCCGAAGCUGAAAGCCCCGACGGCACUUUUAUAUUCCCGCUUUUGAUGCAUCCCGACACAAGUGGAAUGGCUCAUGUUGCAGCCAUGGUAGAUCGUUUUGUUGGCUGGCUCCGCAGCUGGGGCGAUUCGGUCGAGUUCCAUACUUGCGCGAGUAUUGCUCAAGACUGGCUAGAUAAGGAAAGAGUGCAGAUAGAUUGA
This is a messenger RNA of Talaromyces atroroseus, 1656 nucleotides long. RefSeq lists its product as hypothetical. The transcript is spliced from 2 exons. Gene Ontology annotation, biological process: carbohydrate metabolic process. Gene Ontology annotation, molecular function: hydrolase activity, acting on carbon-nitrogen (but not peptide) bonds. Lineage: Eukaryota; Fungi; Ascomycota; Eurotiomycetes; Eurotiales; Trichocomaceae. Bases 1 to 1656 code for a protein of 551 amino acids. The record is from RefSeq and is a predicted model, not a curated record.